AUUUAUUGCUGACAUUCUUCCGGACCCGAACCUCUCGUUCGUGUUUCCCGGGUUUAUCUAUAUUUUGAUUGUCUGUAAACAGUGCAGAGAGAACUGUAAAUAAUCCUUCUAGUUCCGUGUAGAACUUUGCUCAAUAAACGGGCUCCAGACAUUUCCAGAUCCCAACAAGGAAACACCGAUUUUUGCUCUGUUCCUGAAAUUAUUGGCCAAAACAUAAAAAAAGAUAGUACUAAAAAGUUUGGUCCAAUUGUAAUCCAAUCUUUUUUUGUUUUGAUGGGCAUUCAUUAUUCCAUUUCUCAAUGGCCGGUGUGGACGACUCUGUGAGUGUUACCGUCGCUCGUCUACCCCUCACUGGCCUUCACCUCCUCCUCAUCUUUCUUCAUACCCUCUUAUAGCGCCCCUUUGAAGAAUCCCUUCUGGGUCGCUUGCAUUUUGAUCUGUUCUUGUUUCGGUUUGGUAGGUGAUAAAGUCGGAAAUCGGCAGAUUUUCGAUUGGUUUGGUUUCGGAUCGUUUGAAUAAUCAAGAAAUCUCAGUCUCUUUGGAAGAUUUCGACCAAAGAGCAAAGACCCAGUUUUUUUGGGGUCCGUUGUCAGGAGGGAAAUUAUCAAGCUCUUAUCCAAUCUUGUUAUUUCUUGAUUAAUCAUUGGUUGAUUGGCAGCUGAAAUAAUUCAGGAACUCAGAUUGGGAGAUCUCUCCACGUGCAAUUCAGUGGAGUUGAUUUUUCAUCCUCGUCAUUGAAUCAGAAGUCACCAUACAUUACCUUUUAUUGAAGAAAUUCAGACCUCAAAUUCGGCUCCCUCGUAUAUUUGGGAGAAAUCUGAGGAAGGAGAUUUGUAUUCUUCAUUGAUAUCGGGCAUAAAGGAUCUAUCUUGGUGUUUCAGCAAAGAAAAUGGCUUCAGUUUUCUUGUACCAUGUGGUAGGGGAUCUGACUGUAGGGAAGCCAGAACUGGUGGAAUUUGCUGAGACGGACACGGUGGAGGCUGCAAUUCAGGCCAUCGGAGAGUCUACGGAAGGCGGAAUAACCGUGUGGAAGAAGAGAUCACCGAAGAGUGUGAUGGAGAAUGCCGAAAUGAGGCAGCAGAGGUUUGUUGGCAUUCUUAAUUCCCUUGACAUUAUUGCAUUCUUGGCCAAAAGUGAGUGCUUGGCUGAUCAAGAUAAGGCCCUAAAGACCCCAGUUUCGGAGGUGGUUGUUCCCAACUCUUCCUUGUUAAAGGAGGUUGAUCCAGCAACGAGGUUGAUAGAUGCACUAGAGAUGAUGAAGCAAGGUGUUAAGCGGCUCCUUGUUCCUAAAAGCAUUGGAUGGAGAGGCGUAAGUAAAAGAUUUUCUGUUCUUUAUCACGGAAAGUGGCUGAGGAAUAUUGAUAGUUUUUCCAACUCUUCAGCCAUCAUGAAUCGUCCUUCAUCUUCGACUGCCAUCAUUCGAGAUAAGUUCUGUUGUUUGUCUAGAGAAGAUGUGAUUCGUUUCCUUAUUGGGUGCCUUGGUGCCUUAGCUCCUCUCCCCCUGACUUCCAUUUCGUCGUUAGGAGCGAUAAACCCACACUAUAGUUGCAUCGAAGCAUCCUUACCUGCUAUUGAUGCCACCCGUAAGAUUCCUCACGAUCCAAGUGCAGUUGCUGUUGUUGAGUCCACAUCUGAUGGUCGUAAUAUCAUCAUCGGUGAUAUCUCUUCUUACAAACUGUGGAGAUGCGACUAUUUAGCGGCUGCCUGGGCGCUGGCCAAUCUCUCUGCAGGCCAGUUUGUUAUGGGGGUUGAAGAUAAUGUGACCUCAAGGUCAGUGCCAGAUCUGUCAGCCAGUUCUUUGGCUAGAGAUGUAAAUGUAGCUAACAAUGGCGGCUCGACUAGGCUGAAAAAAUUCAGUAGUAGAAAUAUUGGGUUCUUUAGCAACAGCACAAGCGCAAACCUUGGAGCUUCUAGGAGUAUGUUCCGGGGUAGAAGUGCUCCGCUGACAUGUAAAAGCACAUCAACACUAGCGGCCGUGAUGGCGCAGAUGUUAUCUCACCGGGCAACACAUGUCUGGGUCACCGAGGCCGAAAAUGAGGACAACCUAGUUGGGGUAGUGAGUUAUGCAGACAUAUUAACUGCAGUGACAAAACAAUCUCCCGCGCCUGUUGUUGAAUCCCAGACAUCUUAAUGGUACUGUAAGUUGUUUUGAUGCAAAAGUAUUCCUCUUAGCUUGAACUUGUAAAUUGUAAUUGGGUUUAUACUUUGUAAAUGAUGUUUUUGCGGUGAGCUUCCCUUGGGUGUUGUUAUAGAGCUUUUCAGCUGUGUGUGUAUUCAUGUUUUACAGAAGCGUUGUAUCAAUCAUCUGUGAGAUUCUUUUGUACUAGACUGAAUACUAUAAUCAAAGUUCUCUCAAUUAGUAUACUACAUAUACAUAUAUAUAUAUAUAUAUAUAUUUGUAUUACAUAUUUGGUGUUCAAGAUCAUUAUGCGGAGA
Messenger RNA from Oldenlandia corymbosa var. corymbosa, 2436 nucleotides. NCBI's taxonomy places the organism in Eukaryota, Viridiplantae, Streptophyta, Magnoliopsida, Gentianales, Rubiaceae. The record is from the annotation of a GenBank genome assembly.